Molecule: messenger RNA, 4623 nt
Organism: Angiostrongylus costaricensis
Lineage: Eukaryota; Metazoa; Nematoda; Chromadorea; Rhabditida; Metastrongylidae
Source: the annotation of a GenBank genome assembly
AGUAAAGAGAAAUGUCGAAUAGGAGACGACUGUAAUCAGUGUGUACUCUCACAAGAAGGUGACAAAUGCACAGAAGAGAUCACACAAGCAUCACUAUACUGUGAUACGAUAACCAACAAAAUAGACGUGCAUGAGAAUGCGUUUCUUGCCUGCAAUCUUCCGAAAAGCAAACUUGAACAUAAGUUGUGCGGUUACGGACAAUUUUUCGCUGACGGUAAAUGCCGAUCUGGCAACGUCCGCUAUAAACGCCAAGGUAUCGCCGGCUCAGGAAGAGUUGGAGACUUUUGCUCAUUCAACACUGAUUGUCUUACGGGUAUGUUCUGUUCUACUGGCUCAUGCACUUGCCUGAGCAAUUUCGUUGCCAUCCAAGGCUACUGCUAUUUAAAGAAGAAUCCUGGCGAAAGUGGUUGUCAGUACGCCGAACAGUGCACUGCUGUCUGGCCAGAAAGUCGUUGUGAGAAAUCACGGUGCGAAUGUCCGGAAGACGUGAACGGUAUUCCGUACGUACAAGCGAAAACUCGUGACGGUGUCGUUUGUAUUCUGCACUCGGGUGAAGACGGUGAUCCUGUACCAAAAUGUCCACUACCGGAAUACGAUGACGACCUAUUGACGAUGCCUGUCUCGCAACUGAGGAAUCCGGCGAUGACCGAUCCUGACGACAGUGACAUAGAAAUGGGUGAACAUAUAAAUCCGCUGCAGUUCUGUUCGUCUGCAUCCGUUGACUACACGACAUUCGUAGCAAACGGUGCUGGUGCAUGUGUCUAUUCACACGAUGGACAAGGUUCUAAUGGUGUUUACAUUGCUGAUAUCUACGAUUGUGUUAGUGCUGUUGAGUCGAUGAACAACGUUAAAACCGCCAUGGAAGGUACCUAUGACGUCAGCUCCGCAUCGGAUGGAAUUUGCUGUCCGAACAGAGCGUUCACGUGUAUCCAGCCGAAACGUGAAGCUGAUACCGGUUCGACGGCACCGGCUGGUGUACGACCACGCUGGUGGUACAACGCUGUCACCGGCACCUGCGAGCAAUUCAUGUGGGAUCCAUGGGAUGAGACAGAGAUGCAAUCACCUAACAACUUCAAAACUCGUGAACAUUGCGAGUCUUAUUGCAGGGACACUUGCAAACGUGGUUCACCUCAGUACGUUACCACGAGUGGUUCACAAAACGACGACGAGCCGAUCAAUAAUUGUCAAACGUCGACGUCAUGUACGACGAACUAUGAAUGCACGUCAAUCGGUUCGAUGCAGAUGUGCUGCCCAACGGUGGCGUCGAUUUGUAGCCAAGCUGGUGCUCGACCCUCUGAUCCACUACGUAACACGAAUUUCGAUCCAGGAAUGAGCAUGAAACGAAGCUACAGUCUCAGCUUUUCCACAUCAAACAGAUACUAUUACGACACUGAACAAGGUCGUUGUAUUGCUUUCACCUACAACGGUGCUCUCGGCAAUUUCAAUAACUUCAAAUCGGCUGCCGAUUGUGAGUUGUUCUGCGCCAAACUUCAAUGUAAGUACGGUACACCGCUGAAGAUUGGAGCCACCAAUCAACGCUGUAGCAGCAAUACCGACUGUCCCAGCACGCACGAAUGCCAGAGCGAUCACAACGUCUGCUGUCCACGACCACAAGCGAUUUGUUCACAACCGUUACGAUUGGGUGACUGUAAGCAGAGCGUGCGUCGCUAUUGGUAUAACGCUGUGACGAGAGCGUGUGAAAUUUUUGACUAUACCGGAUGUCAGGGUAACGAUAACAACUUCGAGACGUUACUCGAAUGUCAGAAUACCUGCGAGAAUAUCAUUCCCGAGCCACAAUGUCCUCAAGGCGAUGCCUACAAAGACUAUCAAGGAAACUACUACGUGUGCUCGAAUUCUGGCGCUGGGAAUUCGUGUCCCGUCAAUUAUGAAUGUUACUUUGACGGUUAUGUCUGGGGUUGUUGUCCAACUAAAGCAUACACGUGCACUCUUUCUCCUCAUAAAGGUGUCACCUGCGGUAGCGGCUCAUCCUAUCGAUAUUUCUACAACAGCCAAACACAAGAAUGCGAGAGUUUCCAGUACAAUGGAUGUGACGGAAACUCGAAUAACUUUGCCACCAGAGAAGACUGUGAGGGUUACUGCAGCGUUGGAGGUUGUCCGUCCGGUGGCACACCUGAACGCAACGAAUUCGGCCAGUUAAUGGUGUGUUCGGCUAGUCAAGUAUGCCCGACAACACACGAAUGUACAUCAGUGAAUUCUGGCAGCUCUGUGGUCAAUCGUUGUUGCCCUACCAGAUCCUAUAUUUGUUCACUACCCCCUCAACAAGGAAGUUCGUGCUCAUCAUCGGCAGCAUCUCGAUUCUAUUUCAACAUAGUAACAAAGGAAUGCACACAGUUCACCUAUAACGGUUGUAGUGGAAAUCUUAAUAAUUUCCCCACUCUCGAACAGUGCAAUAAUUUCUGUCUGUCGGCCGCUUGUACACCCGGUGAUGUCGCCUAUGUGAAUCCGAACACAAAUAUGCCGUAUGAAUGCAACGCAGCCCUCAGUAACAGUUGUCCGAGUAAUUUCGCCUGUACCUAUGAUCAACUGUCCGGUACCAGUGUAUGCUGCGGAGCAACGAAUAUGGAGGUUUGCCCUGAGGGUGAAAAGGCGUAUGUGAAUGCAGUGGAUAUGAGCGUUCGUGAAUGUCUGAUUAACGUCGAAGGAUCGUGUCCUAGUAACUAUUUGUGUCGCUUCAAUGCGCUUAAGAACCGCUACUACUGCUGCGCCUCUAUUACGGGUGAUCUCUGCCCGACUGGAAAAGCACUCUAUCGCGAACCGUCUUCAAAGGCACCCAUCAGAUGCACAAUCAGUAGUAGCAGUAAUCAGUGUCCGACCAGCUAUUCUUGUCAGUCAGACGUCCCGGGUGCGUUCCAAGGUUAUUGUUGUUCGGCCAGCUAUCUGUGCCCGAACAAAUCUGAGUUCUAUCUGGAGGAGAGCAAUCAAAUGCCACGAUCGUGUACUGUGGGAGCAUUCAUCACCUGUCCUAAUGGUUACAACUGUCAGAGCACACAAGCCGAAUUCACCACAGGAUAUUGCUGUAAAGGAGAAGUGGCAUCGUUAUCGGACGGUUGCCCACCAAACGAAUUUGUCUACAUGAAGGACAACCAGAUCGCUCCUUGUGACCCGUUCAAUCCACCAAACGCACCCUGCCCAAACGGCUAUUCUUGUCAGUGGUCACUGGCUAAUCAACGCUAUCAGUGUUGUGGAGCAACACCUAUCAGUACACCAAAAUCCGUUACCGCGCUCGGUUGUCCUAACAAUCAAGUUGCCUAUAGAGACGUUGCUACCAAUACGCCAAGAAUAUGCACGGCUGCAUCACAGAAUUGUCCAAUCGGUUAUUUCUGUCAAUUUUCAAAUGUGAACAAUCAAUUCCAAUGUUGUGGAAUGGCUGGAGGAUGUCCGAAUGAUUCUGUGGCGUUUAUUGGAAUCACUGGCGAACCACAAAAUUGCGCCAUAGGUCAAAGUAGUUGUCCCAAGGGAUACUCGUGUCAAAGGAGCAUCACAGGCGCCCAGCUAUGCUGUACCACCAACGAACAAGCUAACGUUUUCGCCACUACACCAUAUACAUUUAUUUCAGGGUGCUCUGAAAAACAGGUAUCCGUCAAUGGUCGGUGUGUGAAUCGUGUUUCGAUUGGCGAGAACUGUAUUGACCAGCUACAGUGUCCUACUAGUACAAUAUGUAAAAGCGGUAUUUGUGAGUGUCCCGAAAUGCAGAAAUAUGUGAACGGCGUAUGUCAGACGGAAUGCAGUGACAACGAGGUGAACGUAAAGGGCACCUGCCUACAGAAAGCGGAAAUCGACGAGGAAUGCGAGGCUGAUGAACAGUGCCAGGGUGGUUCUAUAUGUGACGAUGGCAUUUGUGCUUGUCAAACCGGUGAACAAAGAAUGAAUGAUGUCUGCAUUAAGAAAAUCCCUUCACGUAAAGUGCCGAAAUGUCCUAUUGCCGGUCAAACACCGUAUAUCGAUAGACGUACUAUGAAACUGAAAUUUUGUGAACCUACUAGGAACAGCUGCCCACGCGGUUACAGUUGCCAGUUCUCUGAGGCCGUCCAACAGAGCAUUUGUUGUGGCGGCGACAAUGACGAAAUCGUGCACCCUUUAACGGCCACAUCCAGCAGCGAAGCUUGCGAGAAGGGUUCUGCUUACCUUAUGAACGGCAAACCAAAACAGUGUACGAGCAGUCCAUGCCCAUCCGGUUACAAAUGCACAUUCUCCAAAGCCAAAAAGAAUUACUAUUGUUGUUCGACCUUCACUUCCACUCAUGGAUGUCCAUCUGGUGUUCCGUUACUUUUCCCUAGUACUGGUACACCAGUUCAGUGUACAGGAUCGACGUCGUGUCCUGCUGGAUACAGGUGCAUACGCAGCACCACUACCAAACGAUUCCAAUGCUGUUCGAUAGGUGAUAACAGCGUCAGAAGACCGCAGCCAAAUAAUCGAGUCGUCAACAAUAAGAACAACGGCAACAAUGGACCUUGUCCGAACGGCCUGGUUCAAGUGUUACGAAUUGUUAACGAACGUAUUGUGAAGAAAUGCGAAACAUCCUGUCCACCACAUCAAAUCCCCGUACGUGGUGUUUGUCGUGACAGAUAUCAUGCUGAUGAUCCACUGGCGAACAACAGUUGA